UGAAGUGUUGUUUUUUAAUGGUGUAAGAUAUUUUGAAUUAAACAAAUAUUAUGUAAUGCAUAAUAAUUAUCUAAGGCCUAAUUUCUGUCCAUCCUAUAAUCAAUAAUUUAUUUUCCUUUUAAUAAGGAAACAGUUAUUUAACAGAUUAUUUCCCAUCGGCCUGAAUAUGUACGUUUUUGAAAUCUAGUUCAAAAGGUGAUCUAAUAAAAGAUGCAGAGUUGACAUAACGUUGUUGGUGUGAUAAUGAAACUGAAAGUGGACAUGUAUGCGUUUUCGUCUAUGUUGCUCUUGCUGUUGCGGAUAUCAAGUGCUGGUCGAGUGCAGGCUGCUGUCAGUUUUCUAUCAAAUGCAUCAUAUCAAGAAAUGGAGUUUAAAGGGGAAACCAGUCUCUCUCUUCGUGACAUAUUACCCGUUAAAGCCAAGUAUUACGACAAGAACAGGGCUCCAAAGUCCCUCGGCGAGCCUACUAUUGUCUAUUUCCAUGUCACUGUAUUGUCUUUGGAUUCUAUCAAUGAAGAGAGUAUGACAUACGUAGCAGACAUAUUCCUGGCGCAGUCCUGGCGGGAUCCACGGCUACGACUCCCUGAGAACAUGCACGAGGAGUAUAGAAUCCUAGAUGUUGAGUGGCUGAACAAUAUCUGGCGGCCAGACUGCUUCUUCAAGAAUGCGAAAAAAGUCACUUUCCACGAAAUGAGCAUCCCGAAUCAUUAUCUGUGGCUGUAUCAUGACAAGACUCUCCUGUAUAUGGCUAAGAGUCAUAUUGGCUUCAAGUCGACACAAAACACGCAAUCACAACAAAACUUACCUCCGGUCUCAUAUGUCAAGGCCAUAGAUGUGUGGAUGUCUUCCUGCUCGGUUUUCGUCUUUUUGUCGCUUUUCGAGUUCGCUGUGGUCAACAAUUAUAUGGGUCCAGUAGCGACAAAGGUCAUGAAGGGGUAUUCUGAUGAAGAUCUUUCGAGAGAUUUGGAUGCGUUCAAGCACAUUUUCCCGAAUUCAGUGGAUCCUCGCGCCAGUACGUCGGCCUCGCUCCCGCAAUACGACACAUUCUGCAACGGGAGAGAGACGGCUAUAUACAUCGAUCGCUUCUCCCGAUUCUUCUUUCCGUUCUCCUUCUUCAUUCUCAAUGUGGUUUAUUGGUCGACGUUCUUGUAGUUUCUCAUAAAUAUUUGAAUAUAUUGUUGCAGCUUAAAAACCUCUAACCCUGUAAAUUAGUAUGAAAAAUAAUGAUGAAUAUUUAUUGUACAUGAUCCGGUGAAGUUCGUAAUACCUAUAUAUAUUUGUUUCAAAACUUAAUAAAAAAAAAUUCAACUGACCAAAGAGAUCCGGACCUCAUACUACAGCUACCUAACACACAUUUCCGAAUGCAUCUUUGACAACUAAGUGACAUUUUUUUUAUUUCUAAAAGACAUCAAAUCUUUCCUAGCUAUAAAAAGUUUUUAUUUGUAAAUUCAAUCGUUUUUAAUUAUUAUUUGUUAUCCAUCGUUAAAUCAUUCCUUGAACUUCCACAAUUUUUUCAGAGCAUAGUUGGCCUGCUCCGUUAGCCAUUUCGAGUUUUAGCGAGAUAAAUGAACAGCAAUAUAUAUAUAUAUAUAUGUAUUUAUAUGUAAGGAAAUUAAUUUCUCUUCUCAAUUAUUGGUGUGGGAGAAAACAGUUCAACAUGACCCCAUAUUAUCGCCACCCCAUCCAACAGUUCAAGGUCCCAUCUUGACAAUCAGCUGUACGCCUGUAUGAUAGCUGUUCUAGAAUGUAUUACUUAUAAAUAUCUUUGAUUCUACAACGAACUUGCCAAAGCAUUAAUCACUAAUAUUAAGUUACUUUUGUGUUUAAUAUUUAUUGAUGAUGAAGUCAAUUUCAACAGCUCGAACAAUUUCUGUUUACUUUGUAACGACAUCUACAAUCUGCGCCUACCAAUCCCUUCAAUGGCGUCAUACGUUAACUGACAAGACACAACUUCGCGACCUUAGACACGUAGAAUUAAAUUAAGAGCAAAAAUUCUUCACUGGCGAGGAAUCUUUUGUUCUUUUCUCACUCCAGUGAUAAUCCAAGUCCCAGUCUCGCAGGAGACGCCCUUAUGCUUUAAAAUCAAGUCAAUCAAGGCAAAAUGUCAUAAUAUCAAAAUAGAUGCAGUUGUUAGUCUGAUCGAGUAUCCUUCCUUUAGAUGUGAGCAAGAUUCCUUCCUCCAGUUUCAAUAUACGAUGAUGAAGCGCUUCAUAUGUCCUUACCUUUUGUAAAUGUUUACUUUACUGAAUUUUUUACAAGGUUUUUUUAGUUUUCCAUGAAAAGCCUUAUUGUAAAACUAAUUUAGAAUAACUUGUUGUGUACUGCCAAUACCUUUUUUACUAGCUUGUCACAAUCAUUAUUGUGUUUGUUAAUUAACUGUAAAUUUUAAUUAUUACGUCACUAGAAAUACGUGUUUAUGAUAUUUCAGUUUUUAAGAUUGUAAUCGACUGCUGCUUAUAAACGACAUGCAUGCCAACUGCAACCCUUAUUAUUAAACUGAUUCAGUCUAACUGCUUUAACUAAAGUAUUAUUCUCUUUAAGUCAUAGUGUAAAUGUGAUUUAAAAUUUGGGUAAAACUUAUUUAGUUUAUGAACAAGUCGUAUUAACACUUUUAAUUCCUAAAAGUGAAAAUGCUUUAAUUGUAAAUUAUAAUAUGUAUUGUAUUGUUGACCAGAGCAGUGUUGGCCUAGUGGCUUGCGUGCGACUCUCAUCCCUGAGGUCUUAGGUUCGAACCCAGGCUGUGCACCAAUGGACUUUCGAUGUGCACAUUUAACACUCGUACCGUGAACCUUGUGAGGGAUUCGGCACAGAAGAUCACCUACUUGCCUAUCAGAAAUGAUCAUGGACACAGAAAUUUGAGGCCCAGACUUAUAACGUUGUAGCGCAAUUGGUAUAUAUUAUAUUGUUGACUACAAUUUAUCGCAAGACCGAAUGUGAAAACGUAUAAUGUCAAAGACUGGUAAACAUUUUAGGUACCUAUGUACCAUAUUUAAAAGAGAUUGCUUACGUAUAUUGGUACAAAUUUGAUGUGUUGUACGUGGGUGUCGCCUUUCACUUGUUUCUAUUUAUUAAUUAGAUUAUUAGGAGCAUUAAAUUCCGUAGUGCAACAAAAACAUUUGUAUGGGCGUAGUUAAAUGUUUGAUAUAUCAUUAGUAGCAUUAACACCUGAUUGUAUUAUAAUAUGUAGUUAAGAAACGUCUUGUUA
This is a messenger RNA of Pieris brassicae (large cabbage white), 3205 nucleotides long. Its product is annotated as glycine receptor subunit alpha-4-like. Gene Ontology annotation, biological process: signal transduction; chloride transmembrane transport; regulation of membrane potential. Bases 244 to 1152 code for a protein of 302 amino acids. Gene Ontology annotation, molecular function: neurotransmitter receptor activity; extracellular ligand-gated monoatomic ion channel activity; chloride channel activity. NCBI's taxonomy places the organism in Eukaryota, Metazoa, Arthropoda, Insecta, Lepidoptera, Pieridae. The record is from RefSeq and is a predicted model, not a curated record. Gene Ontology annotation, cellular component: neuron projection; synapse; membrane. The transcript is spliced from 7 exons.